This is a messenger RNA of Daphnia pulex (common water flea), 1605 nucleotides long. RefSeq names its product putative ATPase N2B. Gene Ontology annotation, cellular component: cytoplasm; mitochondrion. The record is from RefSeq and is a predicted model, not a curated record. Lineage: Eukaryota; Metazoa; Arthropoda; Branchiopoda; Diplostraca; Daphniidae. Gene Ontology annotation, molecular function: ATP binding; ATP hydrolysis activity. Bases 154 to 1539 code for a protein of 461 amino acids. The transcript is spliced from 5 exons.
GUUGCAUACGAUUUUCGUCUGCUCCCAAAGACCCCAAAAUUCCUGUUUGUUUUGUAUAUAUAUGCAUUAUGAAACUAAAGAAUUUGUGAAAAUCCCGGUUUUUUUUCUAUUGUUUUUGUUACUAGGACUCAAUUUCAAAAAGACUAAUUAAAUAUGUACAGAAUUCACGCACCUCUUUAUCGGCUCCCGUUAUGGGAAAUGACUAACGAUAUUAUCUUGUUCCCCCACUUUGGGCCCAAGCUCGCAUUUCUGGCCAGAGGCCAACGGGGAUUUGCUACAGCAGAACCCAAAGAAGUGAUUGAUUCAGGACCGUUGGCCACAUACCAGGCAAGAAUCAAAUCAGGCCACCUGUUGGAAGACAAGCAUCAACUACAAGCCAUUUUAAAACUCCAGGACACAUUUGAUUCGAUCCAGGGAUACACACCCGCCAACCAACCUGGUUUGCUUUCCAGAUGGCUUGGCAUACGGAAAGAAGUUGAUGCCCCCAAAGGCCUCUACAUCCACGGAGCUGUUGGGGGUGGCAAGACCAUGAUCAUGGAUCUGUUCCACGACACAGCGCCGACAGACAAGAAGAAACGCGUCCACUUCAAUUCUUUCAUGCUGGACAUUCACCGGCGCAUCCACUCGCUCAAGAACAAUUUCGUUCGAAACUCUGGCGAUAAAAAUUCACGAGCCAAUCAUUACGAUCCCAUCCCGCCUGUGGCGUCAAACAUUGCCGAAGAGAGUUGGCUCAUUUGCUUUGAUGAAUUUCAGGUGACAGACAUUGGAGAUGCUAUGAUCCUGAAGAGACUCUUCACCGAACUCUUUUCUCGCGGAGUUAUCGUGGUAGCAACGAGUAACCGCCCGCCGGAAGAUCUGUACAAAAACGGACUUCAGAGGACCAAUUUCCUGCCUUUCAUACGAGUCCUUACUGAUCACUGCAACGUUCAUUGCCUCGAUUCGGGCAUCGAUUACCGUCAGCUAGCAGCGGCCAGCGGUGGACAAAAGUUUUACUUUUCGUCUGAAGAUGGUCGAGCUGAAGAGGAAGUCAACCGAUUGUUCAAAUUGUUGUGUUCCAAAGAAAACGACACGGUCCGGUCGCGAUCUUUUAUCGUGCAAGGAAGACACGUGACUUUCAACCGGGCCUGCGGCCGGGUACUCGAUUGCCAUUUCGAAGAAAUUUGCGAUCGACCCCUGGGAGCUGUCGAUUACCUGCAAUUGAGCAAAAUUUUUCACACAGUUAUCGUUCGCGGUGUACCACAAUUAAACUUGAAAAUCAAGUCUCCCGCUCGACGGUUCAUUACGUUAAUCGACACGUUGUACGAUAGCAGAGUCAGGGUCAUAAUCAGUGCAGAACGGCCCUUGUCUCAAUUGUUUUCCAAAGAGAAAGAUGAUGCACAUCAACAGUCACUUUUAAUAGACGCUUCAAACAUCGAAGGCAACCAGGGGGCUAGCAUUUUCACGGGAGAAGAGGAACUAUUCGCCUACGACCGGACAGUUUCCAGACUGAGUGAGAUGCAAACACAAGAGUACUGGGCCAUGUGGGACCAAUCUAGCUAACAAAAAUUGUAAAUUAACCCAAAAAAAUUUAGGAAAAAUAAAAAUGAAUAAACGAUUUGAAAUUGA